Messenger RNA from Meleagris gallopavo (turkey), 4900 nucleotides. NCBI's taxonomy places the organism in Eukaryota, Metazoa, Chordata, Aves, Galliformes, Phasianidae. The record is from RefSeq and is a predicted model, not a curated record.
AGUUUUCUCUUAAUAUGGUUUCCUUUGCUUUGCAGGCGCUUAAAUACUUUAAACAAAUGUGCAGUGAUGAAGCUAGAAAUCAGUCCCCACAGAAAAAGGAGUGAAGAUUCAGAUGAAGACGAACCAUGUGCAAUAAGCGGCAAAUGGACUUUUCAGAGGGACAGCAAGAGGUGGUCAAGGCUUGAAGAACUUGAUGUGUUCCCUCCAAAGCCGGAUGUUAACAUCUCCUCCUCCUCAGAGGCUCCUCUCCUCCCAAAUGCAGCCAGCUGCGAGAGUGUGCUCACUGAUCUCAGCGAGCGGCAAGAGGUGGCCUCUAUUCUCAGCACCAGCAGCACCAGCAGCCACCAGCCAACCCUGCAGAGCGAGGCCUCUAGCACCAGGACAAACUCAGUUGUGAGCAUUUGUUCAUCCAGCAAUUUUGUAGCAAACGAUGAUUCGUUCAGCAGCCUGCCUUUGCCCAGCGAGUUGAAUAGCUUCAGCUUCAACACAAAAGCAAAUGAGAAGAACACUAAAUCUAAAACUAAGAGCUUGCUCAAGAGGAUGGAGAGUCUGAAAAUCAAGAGCUCUCACCAUGGCAAGAACAAAGCUCCUUCAAAGCUUGGCCUUAUUAUUAGUGGGCCCAUCCUGCAGGAGGGCAUGGAUGAAGAUAAACUGAAACAACUUAACUGUGUGGAGAUUUCUGCCCUCAAUGGCAAUCACAUCAGCCUUCCCAUGGUACGAAAAAGGAGCGUCUCCAAUUCUACCCAGACAAGUAGCAGCAGCAGUCAGUCGGAGACGAGCAGCGCUGUCAGCACACCCAGCCCUGUCACGCGCACACGCAGCCUCAGUGCAUACAAUAAAAGGGUGGGCAUGUACCUGGAAGGCUUUGACCCCUUCAACCAGUCAACGUUCAGCGAUGUGAUGGAGCAGAAUUUCAAGAACAGGGGAAGCUUUGCAGAAGACACUGUUUUUUUUAUUCCAGAAGAUCAUAAGCCUGGCACUUUUCCCAAAGCGCUCUCCAAUGGCAACUUCUCCCCAACAGAAAGCAAUGCGUCUGUGAACUGGAGGACAGGGAGUUUCCAUGGACAUGGCCAUCUCACUCUUCAGAGGGAAAACAGUGGAGAUAGCUCCAAAGAGCUGAGCAUGGGGAAAAGGCGCAACUCUGCUAGCUCAUUGAGCAGCCGCCUGAGCAUUUAUGACAAUGUGCCAGGCUCAAUCCUGUAUUCCAGUACAAGUGACCUGGCUGAUCUGGAAAAUGAAGACAUAUUUCCAGAACUAGAUGACAUCUUGUACCAUGUAAAAGGGAUGCAAAGAAUAGUAAAUCAGUGGUCAGAGAAGUUCUCGGAUGAAGGGGACUCUGACUCAGCACUCGACUCCAUCUCCCCAUGUCCUUCCUCCCCAAAGCAGAUCCAUCUUGAUGUAGAUAAUGAUCGAACAACACCAAGUGAUCUUGACAGCACAGGGAAUUCACUUAAUGAAACAGAAGAGCCCUCGGGGAUGCAGGACAGAAGGGACUCUGGAGUGGGUGCUUCACUGACACGGUCCAGCAGGCACAGGCUGAGGUGGCACAGCUUCCAGAGCUCUCAUCGGCCCAGCCUCAGUUCAGCCUCUCUGCAGAUCAAUUGCCAGUCUGUGGCACAGAUGAACCUGCUGCAGAAGUACUCACUGCUGAAGUUAACUGCUCUCCUGGAGAAAUACACACCUUCCAACAAGCAUGGCUUCAGCUGGGCAGUACCAAAAUUUAUGAAAAGGAUAAAGGUGCCAGACUAUAGAGACCGAAAUGUAUUUGGAGUACCAUUGCAAGUCAACGUCCAGCGCACCGGGCAGCCCCUUCCACAGAGCAUUCAGCAAGCCAUGCGGUACCUCCGUAACCACUGCCUGGAUCAGGUUGGACUAUUUAGGAAAUCUGGAGUAAAAUCAAGAAUUCAGGCUUUGCGUCAAAUGAAUGAGAGUUCAACAGACAGUGUCAACUAUGAAGGCCAGUCUGCCUACGAUGUAGCAGACAUGUUAAAGCAAUUCUUCCGUGACCUGCCCGAGCCUCUCAUGACCAACAAGCUCUCUGAGACCUUCUUACAGAUAUACCAGUAUGUGCCAAAGGAUCAGCGUCUCCAGGCUAUCAAGGCUGCCAUUAUGCUUUUACCUGACGAGAACAGGGAGGUCCUACAGAUUCUUCUCUAUUUCCUGAGUGAUGUCACAGCUGCUGUGAAGGAGAACCAGAUGACACCAACAAACCUGGCGGUGUGCUUAGCACCUUCCCUCUUCCAUUUAAACACUCUCAAAAGAGAGAAUUCCUCCCCAAGGGUGAUGCAAAGAAAACCGAGUCUGGGAAAACCUGACCAGAAAGACCUAAAUGAAAAUUUGGCUGCAACACAAGGGCUAGCCCAUAUGAUUGCUGAAUGCAAGAAGCUCUUCCAGAUACCUGAAGAAAUGAGCCAGGGCCGGAACUCGUACACGGAGCAGGACCUCCGUCCCCUCAGCCUGGAAGAGCUCCGGGGCAGCAGCAGCACCAUGGAGCCCUCUGACUACCACUGCUACCUCCAGGACUGCAUGGACGACUUGCUGAAGGAAAUGAAGGAGAAGUUUAAGGGCUGGGUCAGCUGUUCCACCUCAGAGCAAGCAGAUCUGGCCUACAAAAAGGCAUGUGAAGGUCCCCCACUCCGAUUAUGGAAAACUACAAUUGAAAUUGCUGCUACACCAGAGGAAGUUUUAAAUCGUUUACUUAAAGAGCAGCAUCUUUGGGAUGAAGAUCUUAUAGACUCAAAAGUAAUUGAACCUUUGGAUAGUCAGACAGAUAUAUACCAAUAUGUCCAGAACAGCAUGGCUCCUCACCCAGCCAGGGACUUUGUCAUCUUAAGAACGUGGAGGACAAACUUCCCCAAAGGAGCUUGUGUGCUUUUAGCAACUUCAGUGGAUCAUGACCGUGCUCCAGUGGCGGGUAUCAGAGUCAAUGUGCUCCUGUCUAGGUAUCUGAUUGAGCCCUGCGGGUCAGGAAAAUCUAAACUUACCUACAUGUGUAGAAUUGAUUUAAGGGGUCACAUGCCAGAUUGGUACACCAAGUGUUUUGGACACUUGUGUGCAUCUGAAGUAGUUAAGAUACGAGACUCUUUCACUCAUCAGAGUCUUGAGAACAGGGAAAUAAAAUCCAGGUGACUACUGAAGAAGAGGAACGGCUGCACACUCCAGACCUCAGCAACAUAGAUGUUACCCAAAACAGAGGCUCAUCUGCUACAGACCAUCUGCAAGUCAUGUCAUGAAAGGAUGACAGCAUGAGAACUUGACUGUGAGCAUUGUCUGUGGCCAUACCAUACACUUUAAAGCUGCUUCCUGUCUGUUUAAGGUCUAUAGUGUAGACCUUGACUGGAAUACAUACGAGGAUUGUACAAAAAAAACAAAGUAUUGUACUAUUAGGUGGUUUGAAUUGCUUCUGAGAAGCAAAAUUCUUUAGAUGCAAAAUGUAUUAUGAAAUAUGGUGAAGGCUCAUCAUUCCCACAUGAAAUGCUUGGCUUUAUGUACAUACCCAUGUCAUUUUAUUUGUAGCGUGUUGAGGGACUUAUGUAUCCACUGGAAUAGUUGGUACUCUUCAAUGUGUUCUCACUGAGAUAAGCAGAGAAAGGUCUGCACAGAGAUUAAAGAGUGAAUGAGUGUAUUGUUGGUUGAAAGGAUAGUAGAAGUUGAACUUGAAAUGUGUCUGGUACACUGAUAGGCAGCCAGGAUGGAUUUUGGUAUACUGGAUACAGUUGCCUCUCCUGUGGACCAGGAGUAGCCAUCCUUCCCAUUUGUCCAUUCUGCUGAGCUCUAACUCUGUUAAAACCCUUAUGCAGAUGUUACAGUAGGCUUGCUCUGGCUACUGUUCACUCCUUAUCCAAAUGGUCUUUUGGGAGUGAAGGCAAUUCUAUAGCAACUUUAAGUAAAUAAAUAUACUUUGAAACAACGUAGCAGCUUAGAAAUGAAAUGCCUACUUAACAAGCAAGAGAGCUGGUAGUGUCAAUUGUUAUAGUGCCAAAAAAUAUUUGUAGAUUUUACCCUCACUAAUUAUAUGUAUGUGUUUUAAUGAGCCGUUAAAUAUUUUACCAUCUUCUAAUAGCUCAAGAGGAAAAAUUAAACACUGGAGUCACAGGACUCUUGCAGCAGCGGAUGGAGUGAGUUGGAUAGAAGACUUUUGUAGGAGUUUCCUCCCUUUCUCUCUCCUUUGCUGUUUUCUUAAAAGCUGCACGCUAACGUGAACAGAACCUGAAUGUGAGCAAUUUAGAGGGGUACAGCUGGGGGCAGAGAGAAGGGUGAGAUUUUGUUUUGGGUUUUAUUUGCUUUUAAUUCCUUUGGGAUAUCCCCCCCCCACAUCCCUAACAAUUAAAGUAUGUGAACUGUAGGAAGUGUUGAGGUCCUCCAGAAAGGUGUUGUUCAGUAGGUGUUACUGUAAAGGUGAGGUGCAGUAUUAAGUGAUAAAUGUAUUUUGUGGCAAGAGUAUGAAUGAGUGGAAAGAUGGAAUUUUGACUGAGACUUUGUUACCAUUGUCAGUAUUAUUUUAAGCUUUCUGAUGAAGAUUUUUUUUAAUUAAAAUAAAUAAUGUAGUACUUCCAGUAAUAGUGUUCCUCAUGAGUAGGAAAACCUUGUAUAUUCUUCUACAACAAACACUUCUGAAUUUGUAAAAUUGUAUGUUGUACAUACCAUUCUAUUGUAAACAUGUAUACUUGCCCACAGUGUACUGUCAAACAUAGAUAAAGCAUGGUAAAGAUUAUUUAAAAUAUACCUGUAUUUAUACCUCAGAUAUUCUUUUUGGGUUUUUGUACCUCAAGUAUGUUUUCUAUUGUAAAUGUGCUUUACACAAUUAUGAUGUAAGUGAGAGAAAGGAAGAUGUUUAACUUGCUAUAGAUGUCUGUACAGAAUAUAUCCAAUAAGUGCACUAUUAAAUGUUUAAAAAAGA